Molecule: messenger RNA, 1077 nt
Organism: Drosophila ficusphila
Lineage: Eukaryota; Metazoa; Arthropoda; Insecta; Diptera; Drosophilidae
Exons: 2
Coding region: 138-848 (236 amino acids)
Source: RefSeq, a predicted model, not a curated record
UGCUUACAGCUUUCUCGAACUAACGUAGCACGGUAACACUCGUCCGCUUAUUUAUUUUGCACGCAUAAAGAUAUCAAUAAUUUUUCUGGUUGGAUAAAAUUAGUAAAUGCAGCAAAGCCAAGUCGAAAAAACCAAAGAUGAGCAGUCAGCGAGGCAAUGUUAGUCGAACACGUGCGCAGAAGCACAAAAAUCGGCAUGUUUUCAAGAACGAUCUGCACGACAAAACGCCCCAGCAGAUACGCCUUAAUGCGAUGCACGUUUCCACCGUUUGCCAGCGCUGCAAGGAGCAGAUCGAGUGGAAGAUCAAGUACAAGAAGUACAAGCCGCUCACCCAGGCCAAGAUCUGUGCCCACUGCAAGGAGCGGGCAGUAAAGAAGGCCUACCAUGUCAUCUGUCGGGAUUGCGCCGUCAAGGCGCACGCCUGCGCCAAGUGUCUGAAGAGCGCCAACGAGGUGGCCAUCGAGGAGCCCCAGCCAACGCCGCGCGAGGAACAGCAGCUGCAGGCGGAGAUGGACCGACUGGUCAAGUCAUUUUCGGAGCGCAAGAGACGCGCCUUUCUGCGCUACAUGAAGAGGGGCAAGAAGCAGCCGCAGGAUGCACAGCCCCUAGACGAACAGGAGCUGGAGGCCCAGGAGAAGGCUAAGCGCGUGGCGCACACGCGUGACGAGCUGUUAGACAAGAUCAAGCAGCUGAAUCUCGCCGCGGAGGAUGAUGAGGAAGAGGACUCGGACUUCGAUUCGGAGGAGGAAGAUGAUUCUGAACUCGAUUCCGAAGAGGACGAGGACGAGGACGACAGCGAGGAGGAGCCACAGAAACCUGGCCCCGCGAAACCCACCAAGGCGAAAUAAACACUAGUUUGUUAAGUAAAUUAAUUGCUUUGUUUUAAGGUGGGAAACUUAGUUCCUUCGCUAAAAAAUCCUAUAUUUUUUUAUUUCCUUGCAAAAGUAAGCGAGAUCGCACAUAAUGUUUCAAUAGCAUUAUCUAAUUUUAUCAUAAAAUCUUUGCAUGGUUAAUCUUAAAUUGGAAUAGUUCGUUACCUGUAAAUAACAAGUAAUUAAAUCACUUUUUUUUACAAAA